AUCCUGGGAUUCAUGUUAAGUGAAAUUAACAAAAAGGGUUAAUUUGUUGGAUUCAUAUAAGUUAGAAGAUUAUUCCGACCCAGAAAAAUGAUGACAGAAGAGAAUGGCGGCGAGCACUCAGUUGCUGUGUUGCCACUUUGAUUAUGGUGUUCAGGUAGCCCCACAUGUGAGGAGGAGUUUGAGGUUCCCAUUUUGGAAUUCACAUACUAAUACAAAGAGUCUCAGGGUGAAUUUUGUGAAGGUGCAAGAAGCAGAUAUGAAUAUGAUGGCCACUUCUGACAACAAAAUCCCACACGUGCUGACUGUUGCUGGCUCUGAUUCUGGGGCUGGUGCUGGAAUCCAAGCUGAUCUUAAGGCUUGUGCUGCUCGCCGGGUCUACUGUUCCACUGUCAUCACUGCUGUUACUGCACAGAACACUGUUGGGGUUCAGGGAGUGGACAUUGUACCUGAGGAUUUUGUGGCAAAGCAGCUGCAGUCUGUGCUUUCUGAUAUGCAUGUUGAUGUGGUUAAAACAGGCAUGCUGCCCUCUCUUAAAAUAGUGAAGGUCCUUUGUCAGAGCCUUAGGAAAUUUCCCAUCAAAGCUCUUGUGGUUGAUCCUGUCAUGAUAUCUACCAGUGGGGAUGUACUUGCAGGUCCUUCUGUUCUUAAUGGAUUUCGGGAGGAGCUGCUUCCCAUGGCUGACAUUGUCACCCCAAAUAUAAAAGAGGCAUCAGUUUUAAUUGGUGAUGUGCCACUGAAAUCAGUUUCUGACAUGCGUGCUGCUGCAAAAUUGAUACAUGAUUUGGGUCCUAGGAAUGUACUUGUCAAGGGUGGUGACCUCCCUAAUUCAGUAGAUGCUAUUGAUGUAUUCUUCAAUGGUGAGGAAUUCUAUGAGCUGCGCUCGUCGCGUGUAAAUACUACCAAUACUCAUGGUACUGGUUGUACCUUGGCAUCAUGCAUAGCAGCAGAGCUGGCAAAAGGUUCAUCCAUGCUUUCUUCAGUUAAGACAGCUAAACAUUUUGUUGAAACUGCCCUGGAUUAUAGUAGAGACUUGGUGAUUGGAAAUGGAGCUCAAGGCCCUUUUGACCAUUUUUUGGCACUUAAGAACAUCAAUCAGAGUUCUUGUAGGCAGAAGAGGUUCAAUCCAAAUGAUUUGUUGCUAUAUGCUGUAACAGAUUCGACUAUGAAUAGGAAGUGGGGCCGUUCUAUUGCUGAAGCUGUUAAAGCUGCUGUUGAAGGAGGUGCUACCAUUGUUCAAUUAAGGGAAAAGGAUGCUGAGACACGGGAUUUUCUUGAAGCUGCCAAAGAAUGCAUUAAAAUAUGCCAUUCCUACGGAGUACCUCUGCUUAUAAAUGAUCGUAUAGAUGUAGCCCUUGCUUGUGAUGCUGAUGGUGUUCAUGUUGGUCAGUCUGACAUGCCUGCAAGUCUUGUAAGAACUCUCCUUGGUCCUGAGAAGAUAAUUGGUGUAUCUUGCAAGACGCCUGAGCAAGCAAAACAAGCAUUGAUUGAUGGUGCUGAUUACAUUGGUUGUGGUGGUGUAUAUCCCACCAACACAAAGGCUAAUAAUCGUACAAUAGGCUUAGAGGGCUUGAAGGAAGUGAGCCAGGUCUCAAAAUUGCCUGUGGUUGCAAUUGGUGGCAUUGGUCUGUCAAAUGCACGUGCAGUCAUGGAAAUUGGUGUGCCAAAUCUGAAAGGGGUUGCUGUCGUUUCUGCUCUGUUUGAUAGGGAAUGCAUUUUGACUGAGACAAGAAACUUGCACGCGUUAUUAAGUUAGGCAGCAUUCUUGAUACAAUGAAUAUGACGGAUGUGGGAGCAAUUUUGCUGAGUUCUAGUCAAGGGAGUGGUUAAAACAAUCAUAUAUGGUUUUACAUAGAAUGGAAAUAUAUACAAUUGCAGAUUCUUUUCAGAACCAUGCUAAACUUGCAAAUUUUCUAUAGAAGAAUUUACGCUAUGCUCAAUAUUGGGGCAGAACAAAACAUUUGGAGGUUCA
This is a messenger RNA of Cajanus cajan (pigeon pea), 1969 nucleotides long. RefSeq names its product thiamine biosynthesis protein (gene TH1). The record is from RefSeq and is a predicted model, not a curated record. Gene Ontology annotation, cellular component: chloroplast. Gene Ontology annotation, molecular function: thiamine-phosphate diphosphorylase activity; phosphomethylpyrimidine kinase activity; hydroxymethylpyrimidine kinase activity. Gene Ontology annotation, biological process: thiamine biosynthetic process. NCBI's taxonomy places the organism in Eukaryota, Viridiplantae, Streptophyta, Magnoliopsida, Fabales, Fabaceae.